AUGAAGACUAAGCAAUCAACAUAUUUAGGCAAAGAAAAGUGGAAGAGGCUCGGUCAUACGGAAGUCGUAUGGAACAGCUUAGAUCCGGAAUUUGCGCGAAAAAUUCCAUGCGAUUAUUUCUUCGAGGAGCGGCAAAAAAUGAAAUUCGAGAUAUACGACGUGGACAGUUCGACUAGCAAAAUGGAAAAACACGAUUAUCUCGGCUUUAUGGAAUGCUAUCUGGCUGAGAUUGUUAGUGUGCGGACGUUUACAAAAGAACUAGAAGGACUUCCUGGAAAUUGCGGCUCGAUCACAGUAACUGCAGAGGAAGUGGAUGCGGAUUGCGGAGGCGAUGCUGAGUUCCAUAUAAGGGCUCACAAACUCGAUCGAAGGCAUUUUAUCUGCCCUACGGAUCCAUUUUUGAAGAUCUACAGGAUCCUGGAUGAUCAUGGGUAUGUUACUGAGGUGAUAAAAUAG
This is a messenger RNA of Cooperia oncophora, 456 nucleotides long. Lineage: Eukaryota; Metazoa; Nematoda; Chromadorea; Rhabditida; Trichostrongylidae. The record is from the annotation of a GenBank genome assembly.